Molecule: messenger RNA, 2156 nt
Organism: Ornithodoros turicata
Lineage: Eukaryota; Metazoa; Arthropoda; Arachnida; Ixodida; Argasidae
Product: protein unc-93 homolog A-like
Exons: 4
Coding region: 490-1899 (469 amino acids)
Biological process (GO): regulation of potassium ion transport; regulation of muscle contraction
Cellular component (GO): striated muscle dense body; plasma membrane
Molecular function (GO): potassium channel regulator activity
Source: RefSeq, a predicted model, not a curated record
CCUUUCAUUUCGCGAGGAGAAAUUUUUGAGCUUUUGUGCCCCUUUCAGUACAUUUUUCCCUCAGUAUGUUUUUCAUAUACGUUUUGACAGAAUCUUUGCAUGUCUUCCUCCAGCUACCUUGUCCACCCCUAGUCCCUACGUACUCCUUUCAGAACGUUGUGGCACAAACGUCUGAUUACUUCACGCUGUGAAACACGUACAGCGCGAGUCGUGCCUAUUGCCGCAGAUUGAUGACAUCACGGCAUGCGCCUUUGCAACCAUCGGCGCUGCAAACCCCCUCGCGCCUUUUCUGAAUUGCUGCGGUGUUUAUCUUUGUAAACAUGCGCACUUAGCCUUAUCUUCUGCACUGGCUUCGUCUCAGGUGUCACGGAGACCUAACACUUGGCGGUGUGUACGAAUAAUACACGUACUGUACUCCUUUCGUUACGCGUUCGUCAAAAGAAGCCCUUCCAUAAACUUUCCAUCCUGCAGAGAUCAGGUGACCCAGACAUGCCAUCGAGAGGCGAAUCUUUCAGCCUUGCAGCUGUGGGGCACAAUGCUGACGAAGAAUCGGAUGUUACCAACGGGGAAAGUGCUUCCAGCGAGAAACGCACCUGGUAUAUCUUGAAAAACGUCCUGGUGGUCAGCUUUGGGUUCUUGCUCCUGUUCACUGCUUUUCAAUCUGUACAGAAUCUUCAAAGCAGCAUCAACUCCGUACAGGGACUUGGAAUCGCUUCGCUCGCUACAAUAUAUGCAGCUUUGGUGGUUUCCUGUAUGUUUGUGCCAACAUACAUGAUUCGGCGGCUUGGACUCAAGUACACGCUGGUGGUGUCGGUGCUCAUGUACAGUGUGUACUUCGUCGCCAACUUCUAUCCCACUUUUGCGACCAUGAUUCCAGCAUCAAUUGUACUGGGGUCAGGUGGCGCACCAUUGUGGACUGCUAAGUGCGCGUAUUUAACCGCCUUGGGGACAGAGUACGCAGGUCUUACGGGCCAGGUAGCUGGAGACGUCAUAACGCGGUUCUUCGGAGUUUUCUUCAUGAUUUUUCAAACCGGUCAAAUAUGGGGAAACCUCAUCUCGUACUACGUGCUGCGACCUGAUGCGAUUUUGGGAGCAACUAACGUCAGCGUUGAGAACUGUGGAAUAGCAUUCUCGACCGCAGAAGAUGACACUGCUAACACGAAUCUACAAGCUCCUGAUAACGUGAAGAUAUACACAUUGAUGACAGUGUACACCGUAAUCUCUUUGAGCGCUGCGCUUGCGUUGCUCCUGUUCCUGGAUCAUGUGGACCAGAAAGAUGUCCACAAGAAUCCCCCUCUCGCGUUGCUGGUAGAGACACUACGGCACCUGCGCAAGCCCUACCAGUGCCUCCUGAUCCCAUUGACAAUUUUCAGUGGAUUAGAGCAAGCGUUCUUAUGGGGUGACUUCACACAGGCCUACGUCAGCUGUUCAUGGGGAAUUCAUCGGGUAGGGUUCGUGAUGAUCACGUUUGGCUUCACGGAUGCAGUUUUUUCGAUGCUCUUUGGCGCUGUGAUUCGGAAGGUGGGACGAUUGCCAAUCUUUCUGCUGGGGGCUGUCGUCAGCGGAGCAUUAGUCGCAGCCUGCUUCCUGUGGAAGCCAAUGCCCGACCAGUCUUACGUCUUUUUUCUGAUUGCUGGCUUCUGGGGACUAGCAGACGCUGUGUGGCAGACACAGGUGAACGCCUUUUAUAGCGUGCUAUUCCCGGAAGACAAAGAGGCUGCGUUUGCCAACUACCGGCUCUGGGAGUCUUUAGGGUUCAUCGUAGCGUUCGGAACGCAGAAAAUACUGACCAUCCAUUUUAAGUUGAUAUUACUCUCCACUGUUUUGGCGCUGGGAAUGUUAGGUUAUAUCAUUAUAGAAAUUAAUAUCAUGAAGAAAAAAAUUGCCCUUCAAACAUGAUGCCUCUCGACCCUGUUCGUCUUGAAUGGUUAUGACAGAGUCGUCCCUGUGAGGUUCUGUUGUAGAUAUGGGACAACUACAAGAUACGGACUUUAUAAUGUCCAUUUUAAACACUACUAAAUGAUGUCUCAGUGAAAUGCGACAUAAAGUACUCGUGACAUUGCUAUUGACAUGUUAAUCAUAUGUGCACUCCCAAGCGUGCUUCUGUACAGCAAUAUACAUAUUUACACCUGAAUAAAUUUCAGUUGGACUCUUGA